AGCGCGCGUGUGCGCCUGCGCGAACACCGAGGCUGCCGGCAGGCGGAACGAGAAGAAGUGCGCCUGCACGGACCUGAUUAAACGACGCACAGCCGCCCGUGGGCAGCAGCCAGCAAUGGACCCGGAUGAGCCGGACGACCUGAUGGUGCCACUCAAGGAGAAGAGCCUGGGUGGCUGGGGCCUGCUGCAGAUUGCGGCAGGCACGGGGUUUGCUGCCUACGUCAUGUGGGCAGGAUUCCUGAUGCCUGGAUUUCGACGGGUGCCCUUGAAGUUGCAGGUCCCUUACCUUCCUGCCAGCCUGGCACAGGUGGACAAUGUGAUGGGCCUCCUGCAGGGGCGUUCUGGGAAGCUGGUGGACCUGGGCUCUGGAGACGGGCGCAUUGUGCUCGAGGCCUGCAGACAAGGUUUCCGGCCAGCAGUUGGCUACGAGUUGAACCCGUGGCUCCUUCGCCUGGCUGCCUUCUAUGCUUGGAGAGCAGGGUAUUCUGGGAAUGUCAUGUACCGGCGGGAGGACUUGUGGAAGGUCAGCCUGGCAGACUGCAGCAAUGUGACUGUCUUCUUGGCACCCAGCGUGCUGCCUCUGCUGCAGGAGAAGCUGCUGUCCGAGCUGCCCGAGGAUGCCCUGGUCGUGGCAGGCCGAUUCCCAUUCCCAGAAUGGACUCCUAUUGGCACCAGAGGGGAAGGCAUUGACAAGACCUGGGCAUAUGACAUCAGGGUGCUGAGGUGUGAAAAGGACCGGCGGAGUGGAGGCACCAAGGUGUAGAGCCGUGGGGUGUGCCAGCCUUACCCACUACUGUGAGGGCUACCAGGACACCAUUGCCAGUGCUUCCUUCAUUAGCUGGCACUGGAGGCAGAGUUCUGUGCUUUCAGAGUGCCUACUGCCCUUUGUGACAGCUGGCAUGGGGCUAUCUACUGGUCACCCUGUGCCGAACCCACUUUUUAAUUUUUUAAAGACUUUUAGUAAAGCUGCACAGGUUUUA
Erpetoichthys calabaricus (reedfish) is the source of this 980-nucleotide messenger RNA. It is a transcript of the gene antkmt, whose product is annotated as adenine nucleotide translocase lysine methyltransferase. Bases 116 to 763 code for a protein of 215 amino acids. Gene Ontology annotation, molecular function: protein-lysine N-methyltransferase activity. The record is from RefSeq and is a predicted model, not a curated record. Gene Ontology annotation, biological process: regulation of mitochondrial ATP synthesis coupled proton transport; peptidyl-lysine trimethylation; positive regulation of proton-transporting ATP synthase activity, rotational mechanism. The transcript is spliced from 6 exons. NCBI's taxonomy places the organism in Eukaryota, Metazoa, Chordata, Cladistia, Polypteriformes, Polypteridae. Gene Ontology annotation, cellular component: mitochondrion.